GAUAUGUAUGUGUUAAGGAAAAGAUAAAUGUUGGGCAUGCAAGCCAGCUUCAAUAGACUCUAUAUAUAAUGAUGCAUUUCUCAUCAUCUUCUUCAUCAUCAUCAUCGUCGUCAUCGGUUCAAGAGAGCAAGGCUGAAGAGAAGAUGGAAAUGGAAAGUCUGCAGAAACAUUUAGAAGCACAUUCACUGGUGGAAAAUAUGCAGAAAUUGAUCACUGGACCUUCAGAAUCAGGGAAAGAAGUGUGUCCUAUUUGUCUUCAAGAGUUCAUGGUUGGAUGUGAAGUGAGAAGCACAAGAUGCUCUCAUAAGUACCAUGAGAAUUGCUUGAUUGAGUGGUUGAAGAGAAGCCAUUACUCAUGUCCAUUGUGCAGGAAAUCAAUCCCAUUUACAUUGGAAGAAUUCCUCAGAAUUGUUCAAUCAUCUGAUGGUGAUGCUUGAAUUUCUGCUGUUGUAAAACUUGUGUCUUAUCUGUUUAUUUUUCUCUAUUUUUCCACCCUGAAGAGAGAAGAAAUAAUCAGAAUAAGCAGUUUUUUUGUUGGUAAAGUUAAUUUUAGUUAUCAUUUAAUAAUAAAAUAGUUUGUAUUUAUUGCAUGCA
This is a messenger RNA of Dioscorea cayenensis subsp. rotundata (Guinea yam), 594 nucleotides long. RefSeq names its product E3 ubiquitin-protein ligase RNF181-like. The transcript has 2 exons. The coding region runs from base 69 to 437 and encodes 122 amino acids. NCBI's taxonomy places the organism in Eukaryota, Viridiplantae, Streptophyta, Magnoliopsida, Dioscoreales, Dioscoreaceae. Gene Ontology annotation, molecular function: ubiquitin protein ligase activity. The record is from RefSeq and is a predicted model, not a curated record. Gene Ontology annotation, biological process: protein ubiquitination.